ACACGCACACACACACACACACACACACACACACACAGUCAGUCCAAACCAUAAUUACAGGCUGCAGAUGUUCUGCUGUUGAAGUUUCAUUGCUGAAGAAUGUUCGAAACCAACAAGAUCAGAACUGAGAACAGGACCAGGACCAGGACCAGGACAGAAACCAGGACCUGGUUCUCCAAGACAGGAACCAAAGCGGGACCAUUGUAGUGCUGUCAUGUUACUGUCAACAAACCUUGAUGCUGGUCCAAAAUCGACCAGAGCUGAGACCAGAACCUACUCUGAGGCACCUGUUUGAUUUUAAUCCAUCAGAUUAAAUUAUUCUUUAUGUUUCAGACUUGUCUGAAAUCAACUUUGACUUCAUCACACUGAGCAGCAGAACUGUUCUCCUGUUCUUCAGUUUCAGGGUGGGUUCUACAGCUCCGUUCCCCCUGUUUCCCUCCAGCCGUCGUCAUGGUGAUGCUCAGCUAUGCAGCUCAGAGGAAAGAGGCUUUUGUUACCCACAAACCCUUUCACCCCCCCAGCCUCUCCUCAGCUCAGCUCUGUUCUCUGACUCGAGCAGUAAAGUGGAACUGGAGCGGUCACAUGACGCUGUGAGUCCAACACAGUACUGAUCUGGUCCAAACAAUAAAUCCAGUUGCUUCCUGUCCUGUUGCUCCUCUCAAAGUUGUCUCAUGGUCCACAGAACAGUUCUGGAGCUUCACAGUAAAACAGAGCUGCAGCGUUCUGCUGAACAACUGAAGCAGCUGAGACUUGAUUUAAAACAGAGAAACAACCAGAGAAACAUCACGUCUCCAACAGCUCGUCUGCAGGAGACACAUCACAACCUGAUCUCAGACCAGAUUCACACCUUUAUUAAGCUGAAGACUUCACUGGAGCUGCUGAGCUAACAGUGUUAGCAUCAGGUAGCUCUCUGAUCAAAAUCUGGUCAAUAAACAGUUGAAUGUUUGAGGCGUGUUCUGCUGAGCAGAGACUCACAACAUGUAAAUGUAUCUGAACCGAAGGUGCUUCAAAACAACGUUCAUCAUUCUAACUUUGAGCUAAAUACAAAAUGUUGUUCUUCUGCACUAAGUGGGGUCAUGUGGUCAUGUACUGCAUGCUAACACUGUUAGCUCAGCAGCUACAGUGAAGACUUGAGUUUAUAAAGGGUUAAAUUAUGUCUCCUUGGAUCAGACUGUUUCUGCAGUUCUGCAGACUUUGAUUGAUCCAGCUGAAUGCCAUAAUGUGGUUUCUUCCUCCUUAUUGGCUGACAGGAUGUUCUCUGUUCAGACUGGCAGCCUCUCCUGUAUCACUGGUGGAGAACCUCAAGGUUCUGUUUCAGGACCCUUAUACUUGCUGUGUAUUUGUCUCUUUGAGGAUCUGUUGUUGGAUCAGUGCUUUACGUCCUGACUCUGAUCAUGUCUGUGUCCAGCUCCAUCACACUCCAGAACAUCGUCAAAGAGACCACGUAACAGCCAGCAUCUGUCCAGAUUCCCUCUGUUCAGUUUUCAGGAGAAGAAAGGAGCGAAAUAUACAACGAGCAGAGCAGGAGGAGGGCAGCGCCUUCAUCCUCCUCAUCCUCCUCAGUGUGUGUGUGUGUGUGUGUGUGUGUGUGUGUGUGUGUGUGUGUGUGUGUGUGGUCGCUCUCCGCUCUGCCUCGCGCUGCUGUCGGACUGUUUCUCCUCCGGACUCUGACUGAAGGACCAUGUCCCGGUCCAGCAGGACUCUCUCUGCUCCUCUUCACGGUUACUACCUGACAUGAGGGACUGAAGCUUGAGGACGCAGCACCCCCUGCUGGACUCCCGCCGCCAUUGCAGGCCAUGGCUGAGCCCAGCUACUCCGACCUGAUCGCCAAACACUACAACUACACCGGCAAGUUCCGGAAGACGCAGCAGGACUCGGGUCUGAAGGCGGACUCGGUGGUCUUCAUCAUUGUCUGCUGCUUCAUCAUCCUGGAGAACAUUCUGGUCCUGACCACCAUCUGGAGGACCAAGAAGUUCCACAAGCCCAUGUACUACUUCAUCGGGAACCUGGCACUGUCCGACCUGCUGGCUGGGGUCGUGUACACUGCCAACAUCCUGCUGUCAGGUGCCAACACCUACAAGCUGACACCGACGCAGUGGUUCUUCAGGGAGGGCAGCAUGUUUGUGGCGCUGGCGGCCUCCGUCUUCAGCCUGCUGGCCAUCGCCAUCGAGCGCCACCUGACGAUGCUGAAGAUGAAGCUGCACAACAGCGGAAACACGUGCCGCGUGUUCCUGCUCAUCAGCACAGUGUGGAUGAUCGCUGCAGUUCUGGGCGGGCUGCCAGUGAUGGGCUGGAACUGCAUCCAGAGCAUGACGCAGUGCUCCACCGUGCUACCGCUGUACCACAAGACCUACAUCCUGUUCUGCACCACCGUCUUCAGCAUCAUCCUCAUGGCCAUCGUGGUGCUGUACGCACGGAUCUACGCACUUGUGCGCACGCGCAGCCGCAAACUAGUCUUCCGCAAAGUGUCGAAUGGCCGCGGCAACGCAGGGACCAACGUGAAGAGCUCCGAGAAGUCAAUGGCGCUGCUGAAGACCGUCAUCAUCGUCCUGAGCUGCUUCAUUGCCUGCUGGGCACCGCUCUUCAUCCUCCUGCUGCUGGACGCUGCCUGCGAGACGCUCAGCUGUCCGAUCCUCUACAAGGCCGAGUGGUUCCUCGCACUCGCCGUCCUCAACUCCGCCAUGAACCCGCUCAUCUACACACUGACCAGCAACGAGAUGCGCAGAGCUUUCCUCAAGACGCUGCUGUGCUGCACCGCCUGCGUCCGGCCGAGCGCCAAGUUCACUGGGCCGGUCAUGGGGGCGGAGUUCAGCCGCAGCAAGUCCGAUAACUCCUCCCACCCCAACAAGGAGGAGAUGGAGCAUUCCCCCAGAGAGACGGCUGUGUCCUCGGCCAACGUCACCUCAUCGUCCUAAAGUAGACGAGUGUAGAGCUUCAGUAGUUUUUUCAUACAGGAAACAGGUGCUAACUGGUCAGAACCAGCAGCUGACCCAGACUCAUAGCACUUAUGGAGACUUUAAACUGGGUCAACUGGGACCAGUGAGCCCUCAGAUAGAAACGGGCCACGCUUUGUAAGAAGCUCACACCUGGAGCGUGUCCUCACCACACCUGGGCUGUCCUGGCCACACCUGGACUGUCCUCACCACACCUGGACUGUCCUCACCACACCUCGACUGUCCUCUCAAGCAGGGUCACUUCAGCCUCCUGGAUCACGCUGGUCCAGGUCCAGUCAGGACGGGAUCGGACUGGCAGAGUCCGGUCAUCAUGUUGGGGUGAUCUCUGAUGAGUUGUGAUCCGGGUGGACGGAUGUGAGCUUUGUACAAAGUGUUUUUGGUCCUUGUAGAAGAAUCGGACUUCAUACUGACCCUCUAAGAACAACUAGAACUUGUAGUCUUAAACAGCCGGAAGAUAUUUAAGAAUACAAUUAAUUAAUGUUGUUGUUUCUUCACUUCCUUUAAAAUCUCUUCAUGUGACAGAGUUCAGCUGCUUCUCACAAACCCAACCAGUUUGUUUCAUGUAGAAUUCAGAUAAGAAAGCAGCUGUUUGUGAAGUUUGGACUCGCAGACAAACGUCAGAUUCAAUGAGUUACUUUAAGUUCUCCGUCAGUGUUUCAACCUCCCCACAGAGCGGAUCCGCCCACAACCAGCGGUUGGGUUUCCUCCAGAAGGGGCGACGUGCCGACUCACUGAGCAUCCAAAGCAGCUGAACUCUGAGUUUUUGUUGUGACGUUUUGUAAAAAGUUUAACUGUGUGAAUGUUUAGAAACUGUUGGUCAGAAUGUAUUUUCUACUUCUUGUCUGUUGUUGUUCCUGUCAGUAGUGAUGUCAUCAGUCCAAUUAAUAUGUCAAACCAAGAAGAAAAAAACAUUUUCGUCAGAUGAUGAAAGGUUUUGUUUUGCUUCAUGUCUGAGAAAUUCUGAGGGCAAAUAUUGAAAGAUAAAAUUUGAUGAAGAACAAACAAACAAUGAAACUCAGAUGAAGUUAAUUCUGAGAAGAACCUCAGACCAGGGUCCAUUAACUGGCUGUUCUGGAGCUGAUGAUCUUCAUCAGCAUAUUUAAAAGUCCGGAGCUAUUGUGGUCCUGAACCUUGAAGUCAACACAACCAGAAGUCAUGAACUGAUGAAGACUGUGUUGUAUGACUGAAAGCUCCAGGACAGCUACACAAUGGACCUCGUGGUGAAACUCUGCCACGUGACACUGAGUCAUAUUUCUGGCAACUGAUUUUUAUUUGUGCUGUUCAGAACCUCAUAGAGAAACUUUAUGUUUUAAGAAAAUCAUCAUCUUUGUAACUCUGGUAUGAAGAUCUCACUGUUACUAUGACAACCAGUUCUUCUAAAUGUCCAUCUUGUGUCAGGAGCUGAUCCAGUAACCCAUUAACUCCUGUCUGUCUGUCUGUCUGUCUGUCUGCACUGUUUAACUCCUGAAUGUUGGUUUGUUAGUGAAAAAUAAAGACAGAAUUAGAAACA
This is a messenger RNA of Acanthopagrus latus (yellowfin seabream), 4464 nucleotides long. It is a transcript of the gene s1pr1, whose product is annotated as sphingosine-1-phosphate receptor 1. Gene Ontology annotation, molecular function: sphingosine-1-phosphate receptor activity. The record is from RefSeq and is a predicted model, not a curated record. Bases 1797 to 2915 code for a protein of 372 amino acids. Gene Ontology annotation, biological process: sphingosine-1-phosphate receptor signaling pathway; angiogenesis. Gene Ontology annotation, cellular component: membrane. NCBI's taxonomy places the organism in Eukaryota, Metazoa, Chordata, Actinopteri, Spariformes, Sparidae. The transcript has 3 exons.